Molecule: messenger RNA, 2540 nt
Organism: Sycon ciliatum
Lineage: Eukaryota; Metazoa; Porifera; Calcarea; Leucosolenida; Sycettidae
Product: GPI mannosyltransferase 4-like
Exons: 2
Coding region: 447-2288 (613 amino acids)
Biological process (GO): GPI anchor biosynthetic process
Cellular component (GO): endoplasmic reticulum membrane
Molecular function (GO): alpha-1,2-mannosyltransferase activity
Source: RefSeq, a predicted model, not a curated record
GUUUCUGGGGUUGAUACUUUUCACUUCUCCCUGCUGCUCUGUCCUCUGCCAAGGAUCUGAUCUACAAUGGACAGUCUUUUUCUAUGGUAGAUUUGAGGCCCAGAAUACUGUUCGCAGAUGCAGUGAAGGACUGUUUCGAACAAACACCCAAGACCACUUGCGGCAGUACUGUGUGAUGAAAAUAACGCCUAUUGUCAGAUUUUGCAUUUGGAUGUCAAAGGCUACUGAGCUGAGUAAUCUGAGCGCCCCGUCUUUUCGGCAGUGACCAAGUGUUCUACCUUCUCUCAGACUGAGUGACAUGAUGCUGGCCUGGAAUGUAUAUUCGUCAUCACAACGACACUGAAUGAAUUACGUGUGCAGGCCCUGGAUAAAGAGAGAUGGCCUCGUAGAAUGAAAGGCACUGCUUGCGACUUGGGUGAUCCAGAUGCAGUGAAGCUAGUGUAGUAAUGAUGUCAGGGUGGUGGGCCCCUGCCGCGUUUAGCCUGGCCCUGUACGUGUACACGUGUACGUUCAGAUCAUACAUCCACCCGGAUGAGUUCUUCCAGUCCUCCGAGGUCAUAUCAGGAGGCUGGUUUGACAUUGUGCACUACACACCAUGGGAGUUCACAGGCACAGCGCCAUGCCGCUCCGUUUUCUUUCCUAUGCUGCUCUUCACGGCGUCCGGCUCGUUCUUGGCCGAGCCUGGUGGUAGUAUCUUUCUGUACCGGGCCAUUAUGGCAUUAUUGUUUGUUAUCCUCAUCUGCUAUUUCCGCUAUAUGCUGAGUAUGUUCAGCAAGAACACAUCCUGCCUGCCGCUGAUGCUGUCACCCAUAUGGUAUACCUUCAUGCUUCGGCCAUUCUCUAAUUCCAUCGAGGUCUACUUGCUUGCUGGUAUCAUCAUGUUGAGUUUUCCUGGUCUUACGCCUAAGGGCAAAAUCGGCGUUUAUCUUGCCAUGGGGUUCUUCAACCGACCAACGUUCGCUUUCUUUGCCGUUGUUCCAACGCUGUCCUGGCUGUACAAUGUGCUUGUGCAUUGCCCGAGGCCAGCGGAACGCCGGCGCUUGAUCGUCCACAACCUGCUACUGCAGGGGGCUGGUACGUCACUGUUCCUCGUUGCCUUGGACACGGUGUACUUCAGUUACCACAACAGGGCAUGGACUUGUGGAAGCAAUGCACCCGUACCCGCACAGAUUGUGGACUGGACAGUGCACAAGCUAACUGGCUGUUCUCCUUCAAGUCCUCUCUCCAUUGUGCUGACGCCGCUGAACUGGCUGCACUACAACAUGCAUUCGUCUAACCUGGCGGAGCACGGCAUUCACCCAAGAAUCACGCACAUUGCUGUCUACAUGCCGAUGCUGUUCGGAGUGCUGGCCGGGAUCUUCUUUGCCUUCUGCGCCCACUGGCUGCUGUACCGGGAUCUGAAGAGCUCAGCAGCGUUGUUCAUACGGUCACCGAGUGUUAUCUCAUUGCAUGCUUUCCAUGGCGGCCUGAACUGGAGAAACGAGCCGCAGCACAGCUGGCAGGAGAAUGAAUGGCAAACGGUUAAGCACGCUACGUACCUCCUGACAGGAACAAUACUCGUACCCUUGUUGGCGCUCUCUACAGCUCCACACCAAGAAGCUCGUUUUUUGCUGCCACUCGCUGUUCCCCUGAUAAUCGGAUUCGCCCAUCACAUCCUCAAUUCGCGCUUGCUGCUUAGCCUGUCCAUUGUGCACUGUGUACUCCUCUCGAUUUUCUUUGGCAUCCUACAUCAGGGCGGUGUCAUCCCGGGCCUGCAAUAUCAGCGUCAGCAUCUUCGUCAGGUCCCGUUUGCAGGCCGCCAGGUGCACUAUCAACAUCAUCUGCUGUACUACAAGACCUACAUGCCGCCACGCACGCUCCUUGCCUGGCCGAGGGCCCUCUCUAGCCGACUGCACGUGCAUGAUCUGGCCGGUUCACCUCGGGAGAAGCUGCACUCCUUGGUGAAUAGCUUACACAACGCUUCCACGCAGUCGCCGUCGAUGUUCCACGUCUGGUUGAUGACGCCGUGCAGUGUACGGAUGCGAGACUGGGCGUACAGGACUCGCACGCAUCUCAACAUCACGGUUGAGGCACGCUUCGGACCUCACCUGAGCAUGGAGGACCCACCGCAUUUGCUGACUAGAGAAGACUGCAUUCUCAGUGACUCGCACUGCCACGCGGCUACUGAGCGCCACUACGCCAUUGCACCGGUGCUCAACUUCUUGCAGUUCAGCAUGCGCAUGUGCUUGUAUAGAAUUGAAUUUCACAAUGCAACAUGUUCACUGCCUGCAGGAGCUGUCCCAUUUUAGGGAGACCUUGCUGGACAAGGACAAUGGUUUAGGUACCAGCUUUUGAUAAUGCUGAAGCCACUUGAAUUCCUCUGCAGUACGAAGUACAUUCCAGAUGUCAGUCUUUGACAGCAAUGCAGGUAGGUGCCACAAAUCUCAUUUACGAAAUAUAUAUAAUGUUUAGCUUCAUCUGCGUCCCACUCCCAGAUACAUUUGUUGCGAAAUUCCGUUCGACCAUUAUUUACGCACGUUGGAUUUGGUUCUGGUCCUGUA